Messenger RNA from Cryptomeria japonica (Japanese cedar), 2595 nucleotides. RefSeq names its product phosphatidylserine decarboxylase proenzyme 3. Bases 220 to 2268 code for a protein of 682 amino acids. Gene Ontology annotation, biological process: phospholipid biosynthetic process. Gene Ontology annotation, molecular function: calcium ion binding; phosphatidylserine decarboxylase activity. The record is from RefSeq and is a predicted model, not a curated record. The transcript has 21 exons. NCBI's taxonomy places the organism in Eukaryota, Viridiplantae, Streptophyta, Pinopsida, Cupressales, Cupressaceae.
UCCAGAAUCUUGAAUGAGACCAACUAAAUAAAUAAUAACAGAAACACAUUUAAAUAUUUGAGGGCAAGUUGACCAUAAAUAUUUAACAGAGCCAAGUCAUCAAUGGAAGAGAGAGGCAGGUAAAAGACGCUGUUAUUGAACAAGUAAUCAGACGAGGAGAGCUCACUUAAACAAAACAAAACAAAGCCUUGAGAAGUGGUGCAGAGGAAGAUUACUGUGAUGGGGAAUUCAGCAUCAGGGUGGAGAUCUGAAGAGGAAGAAAAAGACGAGAGCCGCGGCAGCCGGCGCAGUCGUCUCAAGAAGAAAAUUUUUAAACGUAGGUCAAGCCAUGGCAGUAGUAAUAGAAGUAAUAAAGGAGAGAAAAAAUUCUUUACCGCUGAUGAUUUUUACGGAAUUGUGCGUUUCCAACUUGUGCAGGCGGAUAUGCAGUUUAGGGACAAAUGGUUUGCUUGCUUUUCCCUUGGGCAACAAACUUUUAGAUCUGCCACUUCAGAUCAGACAGAGAAGCCUGUUUGGAAGUCUGAGAUAAAGGUUGCACUUGAAGCAAAUGGCCCAAGCAUUGCACGGAUUUCUGUCUUUGAGACCAAUAGGCUUCGCAAGAAUAACCUUGUCGGCUACUGUGAAAUCGAUUUAAGUGAUAUUUUCAACAUUGAUGUAGAUCAUUCUUGUGAAACUCACAAAUUAUAUGAUCCAAAUACAACGACCAAAGUUGUAGGCAAUAUCAUGGUUUCCUAUAGUGCUGAGGACCCAGAAGACACAGAAAGAAGUUUUGCACGUCGCCUUCUUUCUAUUGUGGAUUACAAUGAUGAUGGAAAGCUUUCAUUAGCAGAAUUCUCUGAUUUGAUCAAAGCUUUUGGAAAUAAAAUGGCAAGUCACAAGCUCGAAGAAAUUUUUAAGAAAGCAGAUAUUGAUGGUGAUGGUGUAGUCGAUUCAGAGGAACUUGUUAACCUUCUUACCAAUCACGAAGGCAAGGAAAUACUUAUCAACAACUGUCCGGUUUGUGGAGAGGAACUUGGUCUCUCAGACAAUCUAAAUGACAUGAUUCAUGUUAGCCUAUGCUUUGACGAGGGAACUGGAAAUCAGAUUAUGACUGGAGGAUUCUUGACUGAAAAGCAAGCAUCCUAUGGAUGGAUGUUCAAGAUAAGUGAAUGGGCUCACUUCUCUACUUAUGAUGUUGGCCUGAAGUCUGGAUCAGCAGCUUCACAUAUUCUUGUUUUUGACAGAAGAACAAAAAGAUUAGUGGAGGAAGUGAUACAGCGCAAAAUUGUCAUGUCACUAAGGGCUAUUUACCAAUCUAAAUUGGGCCUUACUCUUAUUGACAAAGGUACAAAGGACCUUUUGCAAAGUAUAUCAAAUAAGCAAGGGGAGCGCAUGAACACUAGAGAUUCUGCUAAAGAUAUACCAAAGUUUAUUGACUUUUUUGAGGAUCGCAUAAAUGUUGAUGAAUUUAGAUAUCCUAUAGAGCAUUUCAAGACAUUCAAUGAGUUCUUCAUAAGAGAGCUUAAGCCAGGUUGUCGGCCAGUUGCAUAUGAAGAUAACGACCAUGUUGCUGUAUGUGGUGCUGAUUCUCGACUUAUGGCAUUUAUGUCCCAAGACUACAGUAAACGAUUUUGGAUAAAGGGGAAAAAGUUUUCUGUUCGAGGUCUACUAGGUGAUGAAAUGUAUUCAGAGAAAUUUGAUGAAGGGGCUUUGGUGAUAUUUCGAUUGGCUCCACAGGAUUACCAUCGUUUCCAUAUGCCUAUAAGUGGUGUUGUAGGGAGAUUCAAUGAGAUUCCUGGUCAAUUAUAUACAGUGAACCCUAUAGCUGUAAAUAGUAAAUAUUGCAAUGUAUUUACAGAGAACAAGCGAGUAGUCUGCAUAAUUUCAAGUCAAGAAUUUGGGAAGAUGGCUUUUGUGGCAAUUGGAGCAACAAUGGUGGGUAGCAUCACUUUUACCAAAAAUGAAGGUGAUUUUCUGAAGAAAGGAGAUGAGCUUGGAUAUUUCUCGUUUGGGGGAAGUACUGUUGUUUGUGUUUUCGAGAAGGAUGCAAUAGAUCUGGAUGAAGACCUAGUCUUGAACAGUGAAAGGUCACUCGAGACCCUGGUUUCGGUGGGAAUGAGUUUAGGUGUCUCCAAGAAAAUGUCAGAAGAGCAAGUAGCAAAUACUGUAAGGCCCAGGCGUAAUGAUAGUAUUGCUAUAUUGGACAAUGAAGUUGCUGAAAGAGGAAUCAGAGCAACUACAAGCGGUAAAGUCAUAAAUUAUCAGAUUGGCCUUCCCGAAGAGGUGUGAGGACCAUAUUCUUCAUUUUCAGGAUCUCUAAAAUAAGUAUCUUUUCCGGCACUGCUCUUGCUGUGUCAAAGUUUUGGUGAAGCAUUAAAAAUACUUUUUUUUAGUGUACUAAUUGAAUUUCGAAAAAACAGAUGUGAACACAUCCACAGCAUCAUACAAGUAGCCUGGAAAUUUGUUUUUAAGUUUGCAGAGACAACAAUUGUUUGUAACAUUGCCAAAGCCAGUUUUGUUUCUUGGUAUUUGAAUAUUGUUUUGGAAUAAUAUAAAAUAAAGUAAAUGUCAUUUAUAUUUGUCUUAAUAAUAUUACGAUAAAAAUAUUUGUUGUAA